AUGAGUGAUGAGAACGAAGAUGCGAUAUCAAAGGAGAAUGAUGAACGAAUCAAGAGUAUGACUUCGGACGAAAUCCUGAGUGCACAACGUGAAAUCGUUGAACGAUUCGAUCCAAAAUUAAUCGAGUUUUUGCGAACACGGUCACGAAAGAAGGCGUCAAAAGCACCGGCGACUGAGGAGAAUCGUAAAGGUAUGGUUCGUACGCAAUCUCGCUUCAAACAAAUUCGUGAGAUGGGAAGUAAAAAUUAUGAGACGAGCGGACUUGAAAACGAACAGGACAGUGCAACUGAUAAUGUGGUAAUAAAGGAAAAAUUGGACAGUCUUGAGGUGUUUCCGGCGGUAACGAAUCAGGUCAACACGAAACGAAUCGAUGAUGAUAACACCACUCCGUAUACUCGUUUGGCUGUUGAGGCUGUACAAUUGGAUUUUGCUACAAAAUGUUUACGAACUAUAAUACCUCGUCAGCAGCAGAAUAUCGUUAGGUUGUUCGACAGUUUUACAAAACCACUGGAGUUAGUUUCCUCUUCUUUUUUACCUAUCCAUUUUUGUUUAUGGUGA
Messenger RNA from Anisakis simplex (herring worm), 558 nucleotides. NCBI's taxonomy places the organism in Eukaryota, Metazoa, Nematoda, Chromadorea, Rhabditida, Anisakidae. The record is from the annotation of a GenBank genome assembly.